Molecule: messenger RNA, 1800 nt
Organism: Aspergillus niger
Lineage: Eukaryota; Fungi; Ascomycota; Eurotiomycetes; Eurotiales; Aspergillaceae
Exons: 5
Coding region: 1-1800 (599 amino acids)
Biological process (GO): DNA-templated transcription
Cellular component (GO): nucleus
Molecular function (GO): zinc ion binding; DNA binding
Source: RefSeq, a predicted model, not a curated record
AUGCCUCGAUUGUCGUAUUUCACUGUUGACACUCGCAGGGCCAUAGAUGUGUCACUGAGCGACAAUGGACAAAGCCUUACAGAAGCUCCGGGCUCAGUCGUGUCGGGCAUCGCCACCGGGGAUGAUUUCCGCAUGCUGGGAUACCUCCCCGAUAGCGAUGAUCAACUUGCAAAUGGCGCUGAGCAAUCUCAAUCAGCUGCAUUAUCACCCUCCCAAGGACUCGUAUCGCCCGAAUUGGAAAAAGCAAUUCGCACUAUUCCCCCAAAACCUUAUACAGAUACCCUGGUGCAGUACUUUCUGAGUGAGAUGAAUGACCAGUACUAUUGCCUUUACCCACCGACUUUUUCGCACGACUAUGCGACGUGGUGGUCAGGGAAAGCCAAUGGCCAGUCAUUGACACCCGCCUUUACAGCCCUGCUGCUGCAUGUUUGCGCCUGCGCUGUUCUCUACCUGGAUGUCGAGACGCGACAGCAACUGGAGAGUGAUUUGGGCGAAAAUUAUGCCAGUCUUUCCGAGCAGUACCAUCGUACUGCCAAGCAGCUCAGCAACGCCAUUGGACCAGGAAAAGGCGGAUUGACACAAGUACAGCAACUCUUCCUUGGUGCAAUAUGGUACAAGACCGAAGCAUUAUUUGUCGAGUCAUGGCACGCCUUGGGGGCUGCAAUUCACGAAGCCCAAGAACUAGGAAUGCAUCGUAGCUCCUCCAAAGCAAAGGUGUCUGAAUUCGAACGGGAGAUGCGAAGACGGAUAUGGUGUCUUCUUUACACCUGGGACUGGCAAAUGUCGCUCCUUCUAUCACGACCAUUCAUNAUCAACAGCAGCUGCUGUUCCCUCGAGCUACCCAACCUACGACUCGAGACACCAAACACAGAAGCAAAUACCCCCUCCCCAGUAACAUCCAUAUCCCUCCAAUGCCAACUAGGACAAAGAAUCUCCACAAUCCCCGGAGUAAUGAGCGGCAUCCUAUUACCCAACCAAGCAAUCGCCAUCCAACAAGAAGUCACCCGAUGGACUGAAACCUUCCCACCAAUCUUCCACCUCACGGCCCCCGACACCACCUACGACCACACCCACACCUACAUACCAAUGCAACGCCACCAACUCCACGCCCUAGCCCACAUGGUCACCUUCAUGCCCCUCAAACCCUGUCUCACCAUCAACCCCACCACCCAUACACCCAACCUCGAAAAAUCCCUUCAACCCACUGCAGUAUCCUGCGCCUUGAACCUAAUGCUCUCAGCCCAGCAACUCCUCUCGCAUCUUCUCCCCGCAAAUGGCAAAUUCCACUUUGCGCCGUUUCUGAUGUUCGACACGGCUGCGUACCUCUGCUCUGCUCUUAUCCAUGACAAACAUCGAGACCUUCCCCAGCGGGAUAAGGUACUCGAGUGCAUAUCUCUAGCCCUAAGUACAUUGAAAGAUGUCGCCAGAACGGCCAAAACAGGCGCUACUUGCUAUGCUGUCCUUGCGAAGAUUGUGGGUAAUAUACCUCUCUCUGCCCAGGAGAGGGAAGUGAUUUGGGCGCAGAGGUCUCCUGCUACAACGUCUACCACUGAUAUUAUUGAUGAUGCGGGCCGUUCUUCGUCUGACGAUAAUAUUACAAGUCAACAGGAUAAUGGUAUGGUUUCGUCAGUGCCGGGAGGGCUCGGUUCAUCUGGAAUAACACCUGACAUGCACGCGUCUGCCGGUGGACUAGGACUAGAUGGUAUCCCUAGCAUGGAUCUGGAUUUAGAUCUGAGUGAUCUGAAUCAGAUUUGGGAUUGGGAUAAUCUUGGUUUAGAUUUGGAUAUAUCUGGUUUUUAA